Anopheles cruzii is the source of this 863-nucleotide messenger RNA. It is a transcript of the gene RpS7, whose product is annotated as 40S ribosomal protein S7. Gene Ontology annotation, molecular function: structural constituent of ribosome. The record is from RefSeq and is a predicted model, not a curated record. Gene Ontology annotation, biological process: rRNA processing; translation; ribosomal small subunit biogenesis. The transcript is spliced from 4 exons. NCBI's taxonomy places the organism in Eukaryota, Metazoa, Arthropoda, Insecta, Diptera, Culicidae. The coding region runs from base 70 to 648 and encodes 192 amino acids. Gene Ontology annotation, cellular component: cytosolic small ribosomal subunit; 90S preribosome; small-subunit processome.
CGCUCUUUUUCCGGGCAUCUUUGAUGUGCUAGUGAACACAUUUCACUGUGAACCCAACUAAAAAUCGCUAUGGUUUUCGGAUCAAAAGUGAUCAAGUCCGGCGGGGCUGAGCCCGAUGCCUUCGAGGGACAAAUCGGCCAGGCUAUCCUGGAGCUGGAGAUGAACUCGGAUCUGAAGCCGCAGCUUCGUGAUCUGUACAUCACCCGCGCGCGUGAAAUUGAGUUCAACACGAAAAAGGCCAUUGUCAUUUACGUGCCGGUGCCGAAACAGAAGGCCUUCCAGAAGGUCCAGACCCGGCUGGUGCGCGAGCUGGAGAAGAAGUUCUCUGGUAAGCACGUUGUGUUCAUCGGUGAGCGUCGCAUCCUGCCCAAGCCACAGCGUGGACGCCGUGACCCGAACAAGCAGAAGAGACCGCGCUCCCGAACACUGACCGCCGUGUACGAUGCCAUCCUGGAGGAUUUGGUCUUCCCGGCGGAGGUGGUCGGCAAGCGCAUCCGCGUCAAGCUCGACGGUUCGCAGUUGAUCAAGGUGCACCUGGAUAAGAACCAGCAGACCACCAUCGAACACAAAGUCGACACCUUCACGUCAGUGUACAAGAAGCUGACUGGACGUGACGUUACUUUCGAAUUCCCAGAAAACUACCUGUAAACACAAGGGCGAGGGAGUUAGGAUAACCGAACGGAGCAGCAAACGGGUGACGGGAUACGGAUAAUUGUAUUCUGCGCAAAAUGCCGUGUUGCUGGCUAGCAGAGGAAGAGCGACGACAAGUACGAUGAUAACGAUGGCGUUGGUGGAUGCAGAAAAGCCGUUACAAAAUAUCCUGCAAUAAAGAUCGCGUGGAUAGGAAAACACGAAUCGCUUGU